Molecule: messenger RNA, 1308 nt
Organism: Trichobilharzia regenti
Lineage: Eukaryota; Metazoa; Platyhelminthes; Trematoda; Strigeidida; Schistosomatidae
Source: the annotation of a GenBank genome assembly
GUUAUUCUAAAACAUAUAUAUAUAUAUGUAUAUUUAUAUAUAUAAAAAUUUAAGUAUUAAAGCAGAUGUCUAGCAUCUUUUUUAUACAACAGCCAAGGAUUAUAUCAGUAAAAGUUUAUGAGAUUGUUAAUCAUAACACUGACAGUCAUCACAAUAGAGCUGAGAAUGUUAUAAAAGAUUAUGGAUAUAGUCUAAAAAAGUAUACAUAUAAUAUUUUAACGAAAUCAGCGGGAGUGAGGGUGACACCACUGGCACCAACAACAUCUGACAGUUGUGUAGAGGCAACUAGUGAUGACACUGACAUAGAAGAGUACGACAUUGAUUAUGACUACGAUGGAUGUCAAACCGAUACGGAUUAUUCCACCAGUGAAACUUUAACGAAUUAUAAUAAUGACUGUUGUAAUGGCAACGAAAUGAUUGGUCAACUUUGCAUAGCUUUACACACCUCGUUUAGUACUGAUGAAGAUGAAUAUACCCCUGUGGAAGAAUAUACCAGUACUGACUGCAUAUAUGACGAUGAUGAUGAUGGUACUAGCGGUACAGGUAGUCAUAGAAGCUCCUUUACGGAGGAGGACACAGUGGAUAGUUCGGUGAUUUGUAAAAUUACCAGAAAAUUUAAGCAUACGCGAAUUUAUCAUAAACCGAAUAACGUUGGACAACAGUUGAAUGGUAUGUUCAAGAAGCAGAACACUCUGUGUGGAGGUAUUCAAGAUGACAAACAUCAGAAGAAGGAGAAGCAGAAAGAAGAGGAGGAGGAGGAUGUAGAAGAAUAUGAAUACACUGAAGUCUGGCAUACAUCAUCGUCAUCAUCAGAAAGUAACAGUGAUCUUAGAGAUGGAGAUGACGAGGAAAUCAUUGAAGAAGAUAUCUACGAAGAAGGCUUUUAUAACAACCAUACUGGAAGGGAUAGUUAUGCAUGUCAGUAUGGGGAAUUCGAUGUUUGCGAAGAAGAUGACAGUGCUGAGGAAUUUACAAGAAAUGAAAAGGAGAUAUUGAAGUAAAAUGACAACCAAAGUAUCGGUUUCAUCAGUAAGUCUCACAUGUAAUAAAAAUCGAUAUAUUAAAUGAUACAAAGGAAUAAGAAUUUAUUGAAAUGUAAUGAGAAUGAUCGCAUAUAAAUAAAUUGGUUCUACCCCUAAAUUCUCUCUCUCUCUUUUCAAAAAUAAGCUACUUUCCGAUGAAGAUGACGAUGAGACCACCUGAGAUCGUUUCGGAUGGUGCAGAUUGAUGUGUUGCAGUAUUCGUCGAGUUAGUGGCUGAUGAACUAUUCGUGUUGUCGUCUAUCAGCUAGAGUUUUGUAGUUAGGUC